AUGGCGCCGGACUGUCCGGCUCUCCCCUUGGGGGCGGGGGGCGUGGAAGGGGGCGAGCGGGGAGAGCCGAGCGGGAUUCCCUGUAACUGGACCAAAGAGCAAACGGGGCUGCGCGACGGGGCCCCCUGCUGGCCAGUGGACAAGAAACUGGUGCAGCGGACCAAGGUGCACCUGGAUUUAACCCGAACAAGGACCAUGCGAGGAUUUCGGAGCCAGGACAUCUUUGAUACGGGGUAUCUCCUAGCUGCCGUUCUGCUGUGCUUCUGCCUUUUGCCCACCCAAGCGGCUGACAGCCUCCCCCUGGUAGCUAUCCCCGAGAACCCGGCCGAAGGUCAGAAUGUCACGCUCUCCGUGGAAAACGUGACCGGCAGCAUCCGUCAGUUUGAGUGGUAUCGCGGGUUGGUGACGGACGGGGGAAGCAGGAUCUUCACCUACUUUACUGGAGAAAACAAGCGCCCACAGCGGAACGGGGUCCGGUUCACCAACCGGGAAUUUGGCUACCCCAACGGAUCGCUCCUUAUCAGAGGGGUCCAGCAGAAUGACAGCGGACCCUACAGUGUGGUAGUUUUGGUCCGUCCAAAGGGAACCUUCAAGGGCAGCACUGUGCUUCAGCUGGCUGGCUCCGCAACCGAUGCACCUCCGACAACCCCACCUUUGACAACUUUGCCGGCAAAGGUCCCUUCGAUGCUGGGAUGGAUAGUGGCUGGAGUCCUGGUCGGGAUCCUGCUGGCCGGGGCAUUGGGAGCCAUCUUGGUUUACCGAUUUGUCUUACAGAAGGCAGAGCCAGGCACCGGGGUGGCAAUGAAACUGGAUCCAAGGGGGAAAAAGCCCCCGGCAUCCAAACGGGACGACAAGGAACCCAUUUACGAGGUGAUGGAUUCGCCAGUGGAAUCGCCCCAGAUGGAAGGGAAGUCUCCACCCCCCAUUCCGGGACCUUUCCCUCCUCUUGCUGGAAGCUGCCCCAGCCUAGACUCAAACUAUAUGGACUUGCUGCGCAGGGCAGAAUCAAUUUACUCUGAGAUCAAGAGGUGAUGCCGCGGACUGAAAGUUGCCC
Molecule: messenger RNA, 1054 nt
Organism: Euleptes europaea (tarantolino)
Lineage: Eukaryota; Metazoa; Chordata; Lepidosauria; Squamata; Sphaerodactylidae
Product: carcinoembryonic antigen-related cell adhesion molecule 19-like
Exons: 9
Coding region: 1-1032 (343 amino acids)
Source: RefSeq, a predicted model, not a curated record